Messenger RNA from Anguilla anguilla (European eel), 1926 nucleotides. RefSeq names its product thymidylate synthetase (gene tyms). Gene Ontology annotation, biological process: dTMP biosynthetic process. The transcript has 7 exons. Lineage: Eukaryota; Metazoa; Chordata; Actinopteri; Anguilliformes; Anguillidae. Gene Ontology annotation, cellular component: mitochondrion; cytosol. Bases 22 to 1125 code for a protein of 367 amino acids. The record is from RefSeq and is a predicted model, not a curated record. Gene Ontology annotation, molecular function: thymidylate synthase activity.
AAUCAGAUCUAAAUACGUAGAAUGGUAGAAGCGCGCGGGAGUUCAACAGCGAGUCAUUGUGGAUUAUUCGUAUUUUUAUACGGUCUAUGGGAUUAUUGCAGUUGUGUGCUGCAGUUUUUCGCGCCUCUGUGUCAGACGGAUCAUUUUAAAAAUAGGAGUUGUAAAAUGCCUUUAACUACAGAAAUCAAUGCUUCUCCCAGUUACGACGGAAAAGAGCACUGUGGGGUUAGUUGUCCAACUGAGAAAAAUUUGUUUUCUUUAUUUUGCGACGAACGAGGCUAUUUGAAUCAGGUUGAAUACAUUCUGCAGCACGGUUCAAAAAAAGGAGAUCGCACAGGAACAGGGGUCAUUUCGGUAUUUGGCUCACAGGCACGAUACAGUCUCAGGGAUCAAUUUCCUUUGCUGACAACGAAGAGGGUUUUCUGGAAAGCAAUCGUAGAAGAACUGUUGUGGUUUAUUAAAGGGUCAACAAAUUCCAAAGAGCUGUCGGAGAAAGGUGUGAAAAUUUGGGAUGCAAAUGGAUCCCGUGAUUUUUUGGACAAGAGUGGAUUUACUAACAGGGAGGAAGGGGACUUGGGCCCUGUUUACGGUUUCCAGUGGAGACACUUUGGUGCUGAAUACAAAGACAUGCACUCAGAUUACACCAGACAAGGAGUAGACCAGCUGCAGAAGAUCAUUGAUACCAUAAAAACCAACCCUGAGGACAGGAGGAUCAUUAUGUGCGCUUGGAAUCCAAAAGACCUGCCCCUGAUGGCCCUGCCCCCCUGCCACGCCCUGUGCCAGUUCUAUGUGUGUGAUGGGGAGCUGUCCUGCCAGCUGUACCAGCGGUCCGGAGACAUGGGGUUAGGUGUGCCCUUCAACAUCGCCAGCUAUGCCCUGCUCACGUACAUGAUCGCCCACAUCACUGGGCUGAAGCCUGGUGACUUUGUGCACACUUUGGGAGACGCUCACAUUUACACCAACCACAUCGAGCCUCUGAAAGUCCAGCUCCAGAGGGAGCCCCGGCCCUUUCCCAAGCUGAAGAUCCUACGCACUGUGGAGAGCAUUGAUGAUUUCCGGGCUGAAGAUUUUGAAAUAUGCGACUACAAUCCUCAUCCCACUAUUAAAAUGCAAAUGGCAGUUUAAGCAUAUCCAGGAAUAUGAAUGGGCUGUGUGCAUACAUGCCACAUUUGUUUGCUUUUUAGGUAUCCAUAAGUAAAACCUAGGAAGAAAUGUUUAUUACUAUAAGUAUUGUUUGUAAAUUGUUAAUUUGUUUGUGUAAUAUUGUGCAAUUACUACAGAAGAAAAUCAAGCACUUCACCUUUCUUAGAUCAAACCUUAGAAAAACAUUGUUUGAAAAUGUGAAGCAUCACUUAAAACUUUCUGCAAUUAAGUUCCAUCUAAAAUUCAACCUACAUAGCAGCAGCAGCAGCAAAUGCCCUUUACUUGCCCUUUUCAUAUCAAUGCACUCGAUCAGAAUUCCUGGCUAUCACUGAAUCACUCAUUUUAAUUAAGUGCUGAGAAGUGUCCUGGAUGGCUGGGCUCUUGGUCAGAGGCUCUGCCACACCUCCCCCUGGGGAUACUGGUACCGCUUCACCGAUUCCUCCAGCAUCUCUGUGGAGUACCCUGGGUCCUGCAGAAACGGCACAGUUCCCUUUCCCUUUAAGAAGCAUUCUGAGCCACCACACAGUGACAACUGGGUUAAAACACAUUCGCAAUCCAGUGUCUCCACCCAUGCUGUACAUACUCAUAAUUUGAUUUGGAAGAAGUAAUUCAUGUUUUGCUGUAUUGGCCAGAUCUUUAUUCUGCAUCUUGGUUUCAAAUGUUGCAUUGCUCUGUCAUUAAUGUCUACCAAAAUGCUAUACAUUUCUAGUGUCCCUAGCCCACUAAUUAAAUGUAUUGAGAAGGUUUGGCACUUUAAUAAAAACUUUGGCAAAGUUAACUCAC